CCUUUCAUUUGACAAGCAAAAUAGAGCUGGGCUGAGUUUGGCCGAAAGAGAAGAAAAGCUCCGUGCAUUAUCUACACUUGUACACCGCAAAGAUGUCCGAGGAGCGAUCUGAAAGGUCCGAUGGGAGGAUUGUGAAGAUGGAGGUGGACUACAGUUCAACUGUAGACCAGCGUCUCCCCGAAUGUGAAAAAAUGGCUAAAGAGGGAAAGUUGCAGGAGGCCAUCGAGAGUCUGUUGUCACUGGAGAAGCAAACCAGAACAGCUUCAGACAUGGUGUCAACAUCCAGAAUCCUUGUGGCUGUGGUCCAAAUGUGUUAUGAAGCCAAAGACUGGGAUUCGCUGAAUGAAAACAUCAUGUUACUCACCAAACGGAGGAGUCAGCUCAAACAGGCUGUUGCCAAAAUGGUGCAAGAAUGUUACAAGUACGUGGAUGCUGUGACCGAUCUGACCAUCAAGCUUAGGCUCAUCGACACACUUCGCACUGUGACUGCUGGAAAGAUCUACGUAGAGAUCGAGCGUGCCAGGCUCACAAAGACCCUGGCCAAUAUCAAGGAGCAGAGCGGAGAAGUCAAAGAGGCAGCUUCCAUUCUCCAAGAGCUGCAGGUGGAGACAUAUGGCUCCAUGGAGAAAAAGGAGAAGGUGGAGUUCAUCUUGGAACAGAUGAGGCUUUGCAUUGCUGUCAAGGAUUACAUCCGCACCCAGAUCAUCAGUAAGAAGAUAAACACCAAAUUCUUCCAGGAGGAAGGCACAGAGGAGUUGAAGCUGAAGUAUUACAACCUGAUGAUUCAGGUGGACCAGCAUGAGGGCUCCUACCUGUCUAUCUGCAAACACUACCGGGCCAUUUAUGACACCCCCUGCAUCUUGGAGGACAGCAGCAAGUGGCAACAGGCCCUGAAGAGUGUGGUGCUGUACGUGAUUCUCUCUCCUUAUGACAACGAGCAAUCAGACCUUGUGCACAGAAUCAGUGCAGACAAGAAAUUGGAAGAAAUCCCAAAAUACAAGGAUCUUCUGAAGCAGUUCACUACUAUGGAGCUGAUGCGCUGGGCCUCCUUGGUUGAAGAUUACGGAAAGGAGCUGAGAGAGGGCUCGCCCGACAGCCCCGCAACAGAUGUCUUCUCUUAUUCAGAGGAGGCCGAGAAAAGGUGGAAAGACCUGAAGAACAGAGUAGUGGAGCACAACAUCAGAAUAAUGGCCAAGUAUUACACCAGAAUCACAAUGAAGAGGAUGGCUGGACUCCUUGACCUCUCCAUUGAUGAAUCAGAGGAGUUCCUCUCCAGCUUAGUUGUAAACAAGACCAUCUACGCCAAGGUGGACCGGCUGGCUGGCAUCAUCAACUUCCAGAGGCCCAAAGACCCCAACGACCUGCUCAACGACUGGUCGCACAAACUCAACUCGCUCAUGUCUCUGGUCAACAAGACCACGCAUCUCAUUGCCAAGGAGGAGAUGAUCCACAACCUUCAGUGAAACACAAACAGAGUGCAUUAUUUUACAUUUUGGUUCAUGUUUGUUUUUGUUUUGUUUCCUUCUGUGGAAAUGUUCUUUUUGGAUAUACGGUAUACUGGCAGACUGUAAAUGCAGCCAAAUUCCAAUGUCAUACAAUUAGGGGGAAAACAAUCUGCAAUGCCUACAUGUGACAUGUUAUCUGCAAAUAUGUUACCGAUUGCCAUUCGAUUGAAUAUAUAUAUUCACUAUAGCAUUUGUUGCUGUAUCAAAACAUGGCUGUAAACUCCUGUCAGUGUGUACACGGCGAUGUAAACAAUAAACUCCUUGUAUUUGGUUAACA
This is a messenger RNA of Stegastes partitus (bicolor damselfish), 1782 nucleotides long. It is a transcript of the gene psmd12, whose product is annotated as proteasome 26S subunit, non-ATPase 12. The coding region runs from base 93 to 1463 and encodes 456 amino acids. Gene Ontology annotation, cellular component: proteasome regulatory particle, lid subcomplex; cytoplasm. The record is from RefSeq and is a predicted model, not a curated record. Lineage: Eukaryota; Metazoa; Chordata; Actinopteri; Pomacentridae. The transcript is spliced from 11 exons.